UCAGUAUCACUUGCUCGCUUAGUCGGUUCAGAUCGGUUCGUUUUACUAUUUUCCCGCUACAGACUUCGUAUACAAAUUGUAUCAAAAUCUGAAUUUGAAAAUCACUUUUGGCCAUCCACACUCGAGCUACACAACCUCUCGUCAAAACUUUUUAGUUCACGUCGCGACAAACAGAACAACAGGGAAUCAUGAGAUCCAGCAAAGUUCGUGGGGGCAACGCCAGUCGAUUGGCUGACGCGGAUGGACAGUGGGGAAAGGGAUGCCUGGGUUCGCAGCACUCAAUAAUCAAGAAUCACGGGCGUGGCCUUUCAUCCCAAACUCCCACGCAAUUUGGUGGAUUCUCGCCGUCGGGACAGCAGUAUCCUGCCGUGUACUCGCAGCCAGGACUCCGGGUCGGUGGUAAGCUCAAGGCCACGCCCAACUCGCUGCUGCAGCAGCAGCAGCAACAGCAGCUGCAGCAGCAACAGCAGCUCCUGGCGCAGCAGCAGCAGCAACUCCUGGCCGCCACAUCGCCGCAGGUAGCAGCUGCAUCCGGACCAGGAUUGGGCGUUGGCGGGGGCGUGGUCAACAUGCCCAGCUAUGCGGACCAGAUGCACGCCGCCUUCCUCGACUAUCAGCGCCAACGAGCCGAGUUCGAGCAGCAGCAGCAGCACCUGCUGCAGAAGCUCUACCACUACUAUCCCGAUGUAUCCGGCGGCCUACAAUCACCUGCCCAGAUUCAACCCCAAACCCAGACAGCUGCCCCCACCGACGUGGGAGGCGCUCCGGCAGGCAUUGCACCACAGAGCGCAGCUGGCCGCUUCGCCUACCGCCGGCCGCAGUUCAGCAGCAAUGGCCUGCAGCCCGAGCGCCUUGCAUCCGGAUCCAUUGUGCCCGGAGGUCCAGUAAGAGGAGGUCCAGUUGGAGUCAUCCCGGGAGGAGUGAUCGGAUCAGCGUCUUUGCGCAACAGCGGUCUGGGAGCGGGAGCGGGAGGAGACUUCUACUCCACGCAGCAGCACAUGGGCUUCAUGCAGCAGCAGCAGCAGGACGUGCUCCGUGACCAGCAGCAGUCGGUGGCCCAGCAGUUCGCCACCAGCCAGCUGGCGCCCACCACCCGCCAGAGCUAUGGGAUGGCCGUUCCCAUGUCCUCCGUGCUGGGAUCCCCCACCUACCAGCAAUCGCCGGACGUCUCUCAUGUGAGCUUCUCAAGCGGCAAUCUCAACUACAGCUUCUAAUGAUGAUGAGCUGUUAUCCCAAGGACUUUAAAAACUAGUAUUUUCAUUUUUUUUUUUUUUGCGUAAAUUUUCGUGGUAUUUGAUAAGAGGAAUUGUGUAGGGCAAGCAAGAAUAAAUUUUGUAAGUGACGAUAA
Molecule: messenger RNA, 1348 nt
Organism: Drosophila mauritiana
Lineage: Eukaryota; Metazoa; Arthropoda; Insecta; Diptera; Drosophilidae
Product: mediator of RNA polymerase II transcription subunit 8
Exons: 2
Coding region: 189-1214 (341 amino acids)
Source: RefSeq, a predicted model, not a curated record